Messenger RNA from Alternaria atra, 519 nucleotides. RefSeq lists its product as uncharacterized. The transcript has a single exon. The coding region runs from base 1 to 519 and encodes 172 amino acids. The record is from RefSeq and is a predicted model, not a curated record. NCBI's taxonomy places the organism in Eukaryota, Fungi, Ascomycota, Dothideomycetes, Pleosporales, Pleosporaceae.
AUGCAAUCCCCGGAAGGCAAAUGGGAUCAAAGCAUUACGCAACAGGCCAAGGACAAAUUCUUCAAACAACAGGUCGAUUGGGAGCUAGAUGCACUAGAGCAAGCAGACGUCAUAUGUUUCUUCUUCGACACCGAGACCAAGAGCCCAGUGUCUUUGCUCGAGCUAGGUCUUUGGUCUGCCUCCGAUAAGGUUGUCGUUUGCUGCGGAGAGGAAUACUGGAAAGCAGGAAACGUCCAGCUCACGUGUAAGAGAUACGGUAUCACGUGUGUCGAGAAAUUCGAACAAUUGGUACCCUUGGUCGAGGAGAUGCUUAUCGAGAAGGGCAUGAAACUUGACAAAGGCAACUUGAUCGGAGAGAACAUACACGUGCCAAAAGAGAAGCCAAAGAAGAAGACGCAGCUUGAGGCGGAGAAGGCGCAACUUAAGGCAAAGAACGCGCAACUUGAAGCAGAGAAGGCCGACUUGCAGAAAGAAGUUUGUGAAUUGCUAGCCAAGCUGGCGAUACAGCCAGAGAUGUGA